UGUUGUGUAACUUGUGUCCGUUUUCUGGGCUUCGUUGCAAACAUAUUUUUGGUACUGCUGGCACGACAGCAGCAUCAGGUCGUGAUACACUGAAUGGUACGGCAGAAAGUAAUUAUGAGUCACCAAUUCGGUUGUCCAAGCGGGAGCUUUGGGCCAGCCUAACGUGCGUGGUUCCGAGUGUGCGGGAAUCAUUUAACUUUGUCCGCCGACAUUGAAGUUUCCGGAACUUCAACCAGAAGAGCUGGGCUGUUCAAAUUCAGCAUGGCAUCGACGCCAGUCUGUGUAGAGGACUUUGAACCAUACCUCAAGGCAGGCGUGUCUGACUUUGUCUGGGGAUAUUACAGAUCGGGAGCUGAUGGCGAACAGACACUGAGAGACAAUCCACGGGCCUUUCAGAGGUAUCGUCUUCGACCUCGUUGUUUGAGGGACGUGUCUCAACGAGACACUAGCACGUCUAUCCUUGGUCAUCGUCUUGCGUUCCCCGUCGGGGUGUCUCCCACAGCCUGUCACUGCUUUGCACACAAAGAUGGAGAAGUUGCAACUGCUAAGGGCAUAUCAAGUGUUGGAUCUGCCAUGAUUCUCAGCAUGUGGUCCAACAGGACUCUGGAGGACGUAGCAGCCUCUGUGCCCCCCGACACGCCCUUGUUACUUCAGCUAACCAUUCUGCGUGACAGAUUCAGAGUGGAGGCAACAAUCAGACGAGCCGAGAGAGCGGGCUUCAGAGCACUGGUGGUAACAGUAGAUGAACCAAUGCUGGGGAAAAGAGCCCAUUACCAAGACUGGGAAUUUGAUGUGAGAGACAUUGCGUUCCCUCAAAUUCUGCUUCCUGGCGAGCGAUACAUUGUUGAUCAGAUACCAUUUUCCGAUUCACGAACAUGGAACGAAAUUCUGUGGCUGAAACAAUUGACAUCACUUCCAAUCGUGCUGAAGGGUAUACUCACAGCUGAAGAUGCAGUGGAGGCUGUGAGGCAUGGUGCAGCUGGUAUCCUAGUGUCUAACCACGGUGGCCGACAGCUGGACGGGGUACCAGCUACGAUCGACGUCUUGGCAGAGAUCGUCAAUGCAGUGCGUGGUUCCGGUGUGGAGGUGUAUCUUGAUGGAGGAGUACGUAAAGGCACCGAUGUCCUCAAAGCCCUUGCCUUGGGUGCACGAGCCGUCUUCAUCGGCCGACCAGCACUGUGGGGCCUCGCUUACGAUGGUGCGAAAGGAGUGGAAAAAGUUCUGGGGAUUCUGAAAGAGGAAUUCAGCCUCGCCAUGGCUUUAAGUGGUUGUUCUUCAGUAGCAGACAUCACAUCAGACUUGAUCUCUAUGCCAUCUUACAGCAAGCUGUAGAAGCAAAUGAGAACCAUCCCCCUUUGUUGUUGAAGCCACACCUCAGUACCAACACAAUGUACAUGUGCAUACAUGUACACACAGCACCACACCUAUUGUCCAGUGUUGUAGUUGACACAACUUAAGACCUUCACAAGACCAGCAUAAAACCAACACAAUACCUCCAGCCUGAAUUCAAGUCAAAAGCUAUUUAAAUGGACUGCAACAAAAUCAUGUAAUUUGUCAUUGUGUUCAAACUGUUACUUAUGCGUGAUCUUGCAUCUGGUCUCGUGAUGGUCUCGACUACAACACUGCUAGUGUCUCGGGGUCGUUUAGCGGAAGUCUCUGUACAGCUUGCCAAGCAGUUGACACCAAAUGUUCCGUCUGGCAACUUCAAUUCUGGGGGAAGGGGAAUUUCUGGGCUUCUUUGAAUAAAAGUGCACCCAUUAGUGUCCUCAGAAAUUUCACCCCAUUUACACCUCUGCUUUCGCUGACAUAUAAAGUUGAUUUUUUAUCAUCAUAAAUGGACAUUGCUAAUCAAAAAUACUGCUUAUAAAAAGCAAACACGCUGCUAUCAAUAUUCUUACUUUUUUCUGUUUAGUUCUUUUAUUGUCUUUCGUUUUACUUUUUAGUUUAGUUAGAACAAACAGAACUUCACAUCACAAUGUGAAAUUUGCAUUAAAGGUUUUUUUUUUGCUUCGUACGCGUCGCAGACUCAAAUGAAGCCCAAAUUACCAGGCCUCAUGCAACCUUUCUGGGUCAUUACUAAGUCUUUUUGGGGGAAGUUGGAAAUCAUUUUUUUGGUGGGUGGGGACAACUUUUAAAAAGCUUAAACACCAAAACAAUUUUAGCACACAGAAGACUGAUCUGUAUAGAGGUCUGUGUUUUAUUUCUUCACAAAACAAUGCUAACCGUUAUGGAAAGCAACUGUUAUGAAACUGGAAUCUAGAAUUAAACUUGGUCAGGUGGCCUUGUACAUAUCCAAA
Acanthaster planci (crown-of-thorns starfish) is the source of this 2297-nucleotide messenger RNA. RefSeq names its product 2-Hydroxyacid oxidase 1-like. Gene Ontology annotation, biological process: fatty acid alpha-oxidation. Gene Ontology annotation, molecular function: (S)-2-hydroxy-acid oxidase activity; FMN binding. Gene Ontology annotation, cellular component: peroxisomal matrix. NCBI's taxonomy places the organism in Eukaryota, Metazoa, Echinodermata, Asteroidea, Valvatida, Acanthasteridae. The record is from RefSeq and is a predicted model, not a curated record.